Molecule: messenger RNA, 1047 nt
Organism: Adineta steineri
Lineage: Eukaryota; Metazoa; Rotifera; Eurotatoria; Adinetida; Adinetidae
Source: the annotation of a GenBank genome assembly
AUGGCAUCGUCACAUGUAAAGCAAUCAUGUGUAAAAUGUGAUAAAGGUGGUGGUAUUGCAAUAUGUUCUGGAUGUCAACAACAAUAUUGUGUUAAACAUUUUAUUGAACAUCGACAAGAACUUGCGAUAGAAAUGGAUCAAAUUGGUCAACAACAUGAUUUACUUCGACGUGAUUUAUCAAAAGAUAUGCCAGAACAUUCGCUAUUUACUUCUAUUAAUACAUGGGAACGAGAAUCAAUAACGAAGAUUCAAGUUGCUGCAGAAGUAGCUCGAGCUGAUCUUCAACAAAUACUUGAUCGAACAAAAAAUGAUUUAAAAAUAUCUGUAGAUAAAUUAACGAAUGAACUUCAAUCAAGUCGAGAAUUAGAUGAUUAUACUGAAAUUGAUAUUGAAAAAUGGAUGAAAAAUUUAAAAGAACUUCAAAUGAUAUUUGAAACACCAGUAAAUCUAAAUAUUUUAUCUGAUAAUGAUUCACAAUCAUCAAUAAAUUUAAUAACAAUUAAUACUCAAUUAUCUAUAAAAAAUAGUUUACAAAUUUCGAAUAAACUAACACAUGAAAGAUUUGAUACAGUUUAUGGAUUGACGAAUAUAUCAGAAAAUGGUCUUGUUGCUCAAAAUAUUGGUGAUAAUUAUUCAAGAAUAUGUGGAAAGAAUGAAUAUUCAUCUGGUGUACAUCAAAUUUCCUUUCGAUUAGAUGAACAAACAAAUUCUUGUCCUUUCCUAGGUAUUAUUUCAUUAACAGAUGUAUUAAAUUUACGAGAGAUCACAUUAUCAUCAGCUAAUGGAUGGUUAGAUUUAGAUUAUCCUAUUAUCAAUGGUAAAACUCAAGCUAUAGUUUUUUCUAAUCGAACUAUUCAAUCAGGUGAUGAAGUAACAUUAAUAAUAGAUUGUGAUAAUCAAGAAAUUCUUCUCGAACAUCAUCGUACUAAAAGACUUAUUCGUCAAUCGAUUAAUCUUCAACAAUGUCCAUUUCCAUGGAAAAUACUUGUAGCAUUAUCAUCAAAACAUGGAUCUAUACGUAUUCUUAAUUACAAUAAAUCUACAUAA